Messenger RNA from Ambispora leptoticha, 144 nucleotides. NCBI's taxonomy places the organism in Eukaryota, Fungi, Glomeromycota, Glomeromycetes, Archaeosporales, Ambisporaceae. The record is from the annotation of a GenBank genome assembly.
AUGGCCGUUGCCUUGGCCGUGCCUGAAAGUUCAUUGGUUGUACGGACAGAGACAAAAACUUGCUACAAAAAACGUUCACCUUUGGAUAAGAGAACUGAAGAUUAUUAUACAGAUUAUACAUGCCCUUGUGCAGUUGCCACCGCA